GAAGAGCCUUAUUAUGUUGCCACAUGUUUUAGUAAGAACUUUUCUCAAGAUCAACCUACAGAAUUCACAAGACAAGAUGUUCUUGAAAAGCUACAAAAUUUAUUAACUGAAAUACAGGAUGAAGAGUUAGUAAACAGCCUAGCCAAUGAUGAUAAUGAGGAGAUAUACAGUAAUAGCUUAGACAAUAAUGAAAAAUAUGAAGAAACUAAUUUAUUAUCUGAUAUAUCUCUUCAAAACCCAAAAAAACAUAAGGCGAAAGGACAACCAAAAAGUUCUAAAUGA
Messenger RNA from Racocetra persica, 282 nucleotides. NCBI's taxonomy places the organism in Eukaryota, Fungi, Glomeromycota, Glomeromycetes, Diversisporales, Gigasporaceae. The record is from the annotation of a GenBank genome assembly.